Messenger RNA from Amphibalanus amphitrite, 3154 nucleotides. RefSeq names its product tiggy-winkle hedgehog protein-like. NCBI's taxonomy places the organism in Eukaryota, Metazoa, Arthropoda, Thecostraca, Balanomorpha, Balanidae. The coding region runs from base 249 to 1214 and encodes 321 amino acids. The record is from RefSeq and is a predicted model, not a curated record. The transcript is spliced from 9 exons. Gene Ontology annotation, biological process: protein autoprocessing; smoothened signaling pathway; cell fate specification. Gene Ontology annotation, molecular function: patched binding; calcium ion binding.
GUGAGGCGGGGCGGCAGCGUCAAUACGGGUGGCCGGGCGGCGGACGGACGGCAGUCUGCGGCGAGCUCGGUCGCUGGAAGCCGCGCCGCUGUCGGAAGAGGCGGCCGACCGAGCGGGCCAGCAGGCCACUCCGACCAGCCGAGUCGAGAGGAGAACCUCUGCCGCGCUGAGAGGAGAGCUCCAGCGGGACCAAGCAGAGAACAUUCCAUCCGCCUCUGCACCAAAAGGUGCGCCACCAUCCGCUCGCCAUGCUCCGCGCUCUGGUUGCUGUGGGCCUGGGCUGCUCGCUGAUCUGCAGUGUCAUUGGUGCCGAGUUUCGCUACCAACUGCUCAAUGACAUCCAGCCACUGGACGAUUUGCCGCCGAGCGCCUAUCUUGACGAGGACAACUACCUUAGAGAUCCUGAACGAAUGAUAAGGGUCAGGAAGGCAGCGGGCAACUGUUACGCUCAGGGCAAGUGUCUCUACUACAGCAAGCGUAUGAAGGGCGAGUUCUGUGGCACUUGCGGCAAACGCGGCAGCUGCUUCCCAGGAAGCGCUACGGUGCUGAAGGAAACCGGCGAGGUCACUCCGAUGACGAACCUUCGGGUCAACGAUAGGGUGCUCGCGGCGAGCCGCUCUGGAGAGCUCACCUUCAGUCCGGUGGUGACCUGGCUGGACAAGCGCUCUAACGACACCACUCAGUACCUGGAGCUGUCCACAGAGACGGGCCACCGGCUCCGGCUGUCUCCCAACCACGUGCUGCUCGUCAACGAGCAACAGGAGCUCGUCUCCCGUUUUGCCUCGGACAUCUGUCCCGGAGACCUGCUGAAGGUGGCCGACUCUGACUCCGACUCAGAGUCAUCCUGGUCGCCGGUGACCGACGUUCGUCCCCUGGUCGAUACUGGAGCGUUCGUGCCGCUGACCGCUGAGGGGACGAUCGUGGUGGACGGUGUGCUGGCCUCGUGUUACGCCUCGUUCGACCACGACUGGGCCCACCUGCUGACUACGCCGGUUCGCUGGUUCCCCUGGCUGUUCGAGGGGGAGGAGGAGAGGGAGGCCGACGGACCCAGAGCUGCUGUGGAACAGCUGAAGGAGGUGGGUCGCUGGCUCUUCCCCGAGCCCGGCUCUAAGAACCGCGCCGCGCCGGACGACACCGUCAUCCAGCUGACGGACAAUGACGCCGGCGUCAUCCGCCUGCCGCUGAUGGCGUCCCUCGCGGCCAACAGUCAGUAGAGACGUCCGAUCAGGGAGCACCGCCGGGGUUAAAGGACCCUCGCGGCUGGUUAGAUCCGACAAGAACCAAUCCGACCCGGCCGCAACUUAGUUAAUCUAGUGUCACCUGGCUCUCUGUGCUGUGAGGCUUGAUUUUGGUUAAAAUUCAGUUAGUUGGAGCCAGUGGUGUGCUGGAAGAUGCCAUGGACGGUGUGCAAAUUAUGCUAAAACAUUUAAAUUGGCGGAGUCUGGACUCAGUUUGAGAAACACUAUGUCAGAAGGGACGAGCGUACUUCCUCAGAGACAGUCAAAUGAAUGACAAAAGUCACGUGAAUACCCAAACGAGCCCCAAACCAAAUGAAGAUAGCGAACGUCCAGGGCAUCUUGCUGCACACCGAUUGGUCCCUAGUGUCACCCAAUGAGCGUUUGUCGGCCGGCCGGCCGGGGGCUGGCGGCGGGGUCAAGCCCCACUGUGACCCUGCCGCGCCCCUCCCGGCCGGCCGGUGACCUCUGGCUGACCUCUGACCCCUGAGCGCGCCCAUCUGGCCGGACGCCGGCCGGCUCGGCCGAGGCUGUCGACGAUGCCAGCAGAUCACCGCCAAUGGCCAAACUGUCGUAAACGCUGCCCAAUAUCCGGCUCAAGUUGAGCGGCCGCCGCCGUCUGCCCAUUCCGCUAGACGGUCGGAGAGCGGCCGGUUCUCCGUGACGUCCGAGUUUGGUGAUCCUCGUCGUUCAGCCGACCGGCGUCUGUCGUUGUUGUUGAUGCCCCCCCGAUUCGAGCGCGGCAGUGGCGGCCGGCCGGCCCGUCCCCCUGAACCGAGACGUGACCUCUGCCUGACCCUGACCGGGUCACGUCUCCGGACGGCCCAGCGCUGGGCGUCCGACCGGGCCGACCUGUCCCCGAGGAUAUCGCCGCUACAACUACCCAUCGGGUGGCUCUUGACUCCCGGGGAGUCGUCAACAACCAGAGGUGUGGUGAGGCUCAAACCGCUUGCAGCUUGCUAAGUUCGGAGCCAUUGAGCUCAUUUAUAGCCAAGUUUCCUUUGUGAUCAAUAGGCGAAGUUGGUCCCGCUUACCCUGCUUUCAGAUUUGUUGACCAUUUUUCGGAGUGACGGCGUCACGCGAGUUGAAUUCUGUGACCUGCCGACCCCCUCGUAACUGUCGGUCCCUCGCAGCUAGCGCUACAGCGCUAAUGAACAGAGUUGGUCGGUACACCUGGCUGCCACGCAACAGCAACGCCCACACCCACUGAAAACGGGGCUCGGAUGCCUGGAACAGUAUCGACGAAUAUAGCAACACUAAAAUAGACUAAUAGUCAAUAGCAGACUUUUCAACACAAGUCUGGAACGAUCUCUCGUAGAUUCGUCGAUUCUGUUUCACGCUCCCGACCUCGGCGAUGAAGAGAUUCGUGAAGGAUUGUCUGCGUCGCGAGCUGCGAGCUGUGUAAAGUCUCGAAGGACAGUGUCAGAAAGCGUCAGCCCGUGCCAGCCGAGUGCGCUAGAGUGCGGGCUGACUCUCGUGUUGUGUGUGAAACGCGACAUAUCAUUUCGAGCAUAUCAGCUAACGUUAGCGGUCUCUGGGCCAGCGAACUGUAGCAUGCUACAGUCUCUCAUAGCCAUGCUGUCGCUAUAGUACAGUUAAACAUAUCAGAUGUGUGAUAUAUUCUCGAUGAGUGGCGCCUCUUAGACAUAGUUAUGCAUACUCGCUAGUUUUAAAGUGGCCCAUUAGGGUGCGACAGAAAAGGUUACAUAUUUUACUCGUGGCAUUCGGUAAGACGAGAAGUCUUUGAUUGAAACCAGUUUUCAUUGUGCAUUUUGAACACUACGGUUCCUGUGAUCGUCUGAUAGGUAUCGACUACAGUCGUUAGGUGCUGCAUAUUUGCUCUCUUACAAGACAAGACCAGCAGAUUAUAUUGUUUGUGGCGUAUUUGGCGUUUUCAAAUAUACGGGCAACACAUCUCU